Gallus gallus (chicken) is the source of this 975-nucleotide messenger RNA. RefSeq names its product transmembrane protein 220 (gene TMEM220). Bases 13 to 936 code for a protein of 307 amino acids. The record is from RefSeq and is a predicted model, not a curated record. The transcript has 8 exons. Lineage: Eukaryota; Metazoa; Chordata; Aves; Galliformes; Phasianidae.
GCCCACGUGACCAUGUCCUUAAGCACCACAUCCGCACAUCUUCAAAAUACCCCAAGGGGUGAGGACUCCCCUGGGCAGUUCGCUUCACAAAAGUCUUACUGUAAACACAGAAACGUUGGCAUGAGAGAUGUCAGGACAGCUCUAGUCCAGCACCCCACCCGCAGCACAAACUCAGCCUACGCGAGCCUCGGAAACCUCCAGGGUCGGAGAUCCCGCAGCCCGCCAAGACACCCGCUGCCGGCUGCACGACCCCGGCAGGACGAAUGGCAGCCAGCCCCUCCCUCAGGCCGCGGGCAGCCCGCCCCUCUCCCGGCGGAGGCGGAGAGCCGUGCCGUCAUGGAGGCAUGCCGCUCGGUGGGGCUCCUGUGGAGGCUCUGCAACCUGCUUAUGGCCGCCUUCUUCGGGCUGGCGGCCGCCGUGCAGGUGAACGACCCCGAUGCCGGGCUGUGGGUGGUUGUCUACUUGGUGCCGGCUGCCCUUACACUGCUUGUUGUCCUUAACCCUUUGGUAACAGCACUGCUGCCAAGAAGUUGCAUUCCUGGGAAAGGAAGACCCCGGCUCACUAGCAUACAAUUUCAACAGCACUUUCUAGCAGCUUUCCAUAAUCAUAUAGAUGCUGAAAACUUUUUCUGGAGGAGCCUCUGUGACCUUCAUUCUGCUGGCUGUAUUAUUGGGACCAUUUCCUUGGCUUACUCUUUGUUUGCUUAUACUCAAGGAAACAUUCUGCAUGAAGAGGAGGGCAGAGAGUUGUUUGGUCUGGUGAUUAUUACAACAUGGAUGAGUCUUUGUCGCAGUUCAGCAAAGAAUCCGCUGGGUGGAAUUCAUUUGACUGCUGCAAUCUUGGUCGCCCUCUUCCCCUUUGUUUCGUGGCUGUACAUUUAUAUGAACAAAGAGAUGCGAGAAUCUUGGCCAGAACACUGUAAAACUGUGAUUUGACCUGGUGGAGACAGCACACAAAUAAAUGUUCUGACCUUA